This is a messenger RNA of Saccharomyces mikatae IFO 1815, 1659 nucleotides long. It is a transcript of the gene RNH70, whose product is annotated as Rnh70p. The record is from RefSeq and is a predicted model, not a curated record. The transcript has a single exon. Gene Ontology annotation, cellular component: nucleus. Lineage: Eukaryota; Fungi; Ascomycota; Saccharomycetes; Saccharomycetales; Saccharomycetaceae. Gene Ontology annotation, molecular function: exonuclease activity; nucleic acid binding. Bases 1 to 1659 code for a protein of 552 amino acids.
AUGCAAGUAGAAGGGCCUGAUACUAAUUUUGGAAAUGAUCUGGUUUUGGGAUCCAAGAAAAGAAGAUUAUCUAAAGCUUCUGUUCAUGGAAACGAUCAUGUAGAUGUGGAGCUGGAAGUAAAGAAGAACAAGAAGAAAAAAAAGGAAAAACCUAUAAAAUGUACGUUACAAAAGACUAUUGUUGAAAAAGGUAUUGGUAUCAAGGAUGUAAGGGACAUGACGCAAUACUUGUUACAAGCUGAAAACAACUCUCCAAAGUGGAUAGAUAUUAGUAAUAGGUCCAGCUUACAGAAAAUGAUUGUUCUAUUUAUUGCAGGUUUACAACCAAGUGAUUUUGAAAAUGGCACAAAUAUCUUCAAUGAAAUUAAUGAUAGCAAGUUCAAAUACAUUCCUGAGGAAGUUGCUGCCAAAUUCCAUACAUUUCCUGUUAUGGCACCAGGUUCCAAGAUGACACUAUUUUCACCAUACAAUUCAUUCAUCAAUGUUGGAUUAUCCAAAUUAGAAAAAAUAAAUAAAUUGAAGGAGCUGCAAAAAAAGAAGAAAAUUACUAUCAACGAUUUAAUUUUAUCCGAACAACAGUUAAUAGCGAAUGAUUACCCACUAGAUUCUGCAGACACGAACAAUGCAGGUUGGGUAAAAACUGUCGAGUUUGCUCAUGAGGGCUCACACAUCUUUGCACUAGACUGUGAAAUGUGUCUCUCAGAACAAGGUUUAGUUCUCACUAGGAUAUCUCUAGUUAAUUUUGAUAAUGAAGUCAUCUACGAAGAAUUAGUAAAGCCUGAUGUUCCUAUAGUGGACUACUUGACACGGUACAGUGGGAUAACUGAAGAGAAGCUGGCAGUUGGUGCUAAGAAAACGCUGCCAGAAGUGCAAAAAGAUCUUCUAAAGAUAAUAAGUAGUUCAGAUAUUUUGAUUGGACAUUCGUUACAAAAUGACUUGAAAGUCAUGAGGUUGAAGCACUCAUUGAUCGUGGAUACGGCUAUUAUAUAUCAUCAUAAAGCUGGUGAUCCUUUCAAACCCAGCUUAAAAUACUUGAGUGAAACCUUUUUGAAUAAAAUUAUUCAAAACGGUGAACAUGAUUCCGUUGAAGAUGCAAGGGCUUGUCUUGAAUUGACAAAACUGAAAAUCUUGAACGGAUUAGCAUUUGGAAUAGGAAUCAAUACAGAGAAUUUGUUCACUAAAUUACACCGUUUUGAAGUGAAGACUAUGCUUCUCAACGAUAUGAUCGUCAAGAAUCACACUGAGGACGAUUCCAAGGGCCACUUGAUACGUUGUAUUGAAGAUGAUGAGACAUGGACGCAUAUUCAUGAGAAUUUAAAUAAAUAUUUUAAGCUUAUUGUAGGGAGAUUGAAGAACCUGGAGAGAUCACGUAAUUAUAUUAAAAAGCCACGGAAGAGUUCUGAUUCUUUGGAUGCAUCUUUAGUUCUUCAAGAUAUUGGACAAAAUAUAACAAAGUUGUACGAGAAUGCCACACCAGGUACCAUGAUAUUGAUCAUGUCAGGUACAGGGGAUACAAGACCAUGGAACAGUCUCUCCACAGAGUUAGAGAUCAUUCAAGAUAAAAAGGAAAGAUUUGAUAAAAGACGUGAAAAGGAACCUGAGAUAGUAAAAGCUAUAAAGUUAGCCCGAGAUGGUGUAGCAUCAUUUACUGUAAAAUAA